GGGUGCGUCGCGCGGUCACGCUGUUGGAGCUGCUGUCACGAGCCUUAUCCAAGCCGCGGAGUGGAGGCUAGAGAAUUAGAACGGACAUAAAUUAUACAGCAUAUUUUAUCAACCAACUUUAGUGCGUGAUAAAGAGAGCCGGGCUAUCAUUUCAUAUCGCUGGUUGGCUAUUAAGACCGUCUACUGUGCUAUUCCGGUCAACUGGUGAUGUAUUCCAGUAUUUGAAUGAUAUUGCUAGCCAGCUAGCUAGCUAGCUGUUAAGCUAGCUUUGCGGUGCUUGACUCGAAGUAACUUAACGUUAUAUUCUCGGGCGUUGUUUUCAUUAACACAUCUGACUGCAUUUACCUGAGAGACAUCCGAACAGCUGGUGGUCUUAACCUCAGUGUAUUGUUACUCUAGGUGUUGUGCGCGUUGCUUCUAAUCCUAGCUAAAUAGGGAUUGAAUGAAAUAACGUUAGCUUGCCAUAGCCAGCGGAAACGAGCCAGUUAACAGGGAUAACGUUAACUUAUCCUGCUGCUGGUUGAUCCACCGCCAUCCAGCUAAUCUAGCAAAUGCGAUCCGAGCUAGCCACCCACAAGCAUACAGUUACCUUGGUAGGCAACAGUCAGUCUUAAAGUUGUAGUGAACGGCAGGAACUGCGAAGUAGCUAGCUACCACUGAACGUCAAGUUGGCCAUCUUCCACUCCAGUCCAGUGUUAAAAGCUGACCGACGUCAGUUCAUUUUUACGGAUAAGGCCGGAGGGAGGACAGAAACCUGCAAAAAUGCCGGCUGUGUCGAAAGGAGAUGGAAUGCGCGGAUUAGCCGUUUUCAUUUCGGACAUUAGAAACUGUAAGAGCAAGGAAGCUGAGAUCAAGCGGAUUAAUAAAGAGCUGGCCAACAUUCGCUCCAAGUUUAAAGGGGACAAGGCUCUUGAUGGCUACAGCAAGAAGAAAUACGUCUGUAAGCUGCUCUUCAUCUUCCUGCUCGGCCAUGACAUUGACUUUGGACACAUGGAGGCAGUCAACCUGCUGAGCUCCAAUAAGUACACAGAGAAACAGAUUGGCUACCUAUUCAUCUCAGUACUGGUGAACAGCAACAGUGAGCUUAUACGUCUGAUUAACAAUGCCAUCAAGAAUGACCUGUCCAGCCGCAACCCCACCUUCAUGUGCCUGGCGCUGCAUUGUAUCGCGAAUGUGGGAAGCCGCGAGAUGGCUGAAGCCUUUGCUAGUGAGAUCCCUCGGAUCCUGGUUGCUGGUGAUACCAUGGACAGUGUGAAACAGUCAGCUGCUCUGUGUCUGCUGCGGCUCUAUAAGACCUCUCCUGACUUGGUGCUGAUGGGUGAGUGGACAUCCCGCGUGGUACACCUGCUUAACGACCAACACAUGGGUGUGGUUACAGCAGCCAUCUCUCUCAUCACCUGUCUGAGUCAGAAGAAUCCAGAUGAGUUCAAGACCUGUGUUUCCCUGGCCGUUUCCCGACUUAGUAGGAUUGUGUCGUCGGCCUCCACUGACUUACAGGAUUACACCUACUAUUUUGUCCCUGCACCAUGGCUCUCCUGCAAGCUGCUGCGCCUGUUGCAGUGCUAUCCUCCACCAGAAGAUGGUGCCGUCAAGGGCCGUUUGGUAGAGUGUCUGGAAACCAUCCUUAAUAAGGCCCAGGAGCCACCAAAGUCCAAGAAGGUGCAGCAUUCCAAUGCCAAGAAUGCUAUCUUGUUUGAGGCUAUCUCACUGAUAAUCCACUACGACAGUGAGCCAAACCUGCUGGUACGGGCCUGUAAUCAGCUGGGCCAGUUCCUGCAGCACAGAGAGACUAACCUGCGCUACCUGGCUCUGGAGAGCAUGUGUACUCUGGCCAGCUCUGAGUUUUCCCAUGAAGCCGUCAAGACACACAUCGAGACCGUCAUCAACGCCCUCAAGACGGAGAGGGAUGUAAGUGUUCGACAGAGGGCAGCUGAUCUGCUGUAUGCCAUGUGUGAUCGGAGCAACGCCAAGCAGAUUGUAGCCGAGAUGCUCAGCUACCUUGAGACGGCAGACUACUCCAUCAGAGAGGAGAUGGUGCUGAAAGUGGCCAUACUUGCAGAGAAGUAUGCUGUGGAUUAUUCCUGGUACGUGGACACCAUUCUUAACCUCAUCCGCAUUGCUGGAGACUAUGUCAGCGAAGAGGUGUGGUAUCGCGUCAUUCAGAUAGUCAUCAACCGAGAUGAUGUGCAGGGCUACGCCGCCAAGACAGUCUUUGAGGCCCUGCAGGCCCCUGCCUGCCAUGAGAACAUGGUGAAGGUUGGAGGCUACAUUCUGGGAGAGUUUGGUAACCUCAUUGCUGGUGACCCGCGCUCCAGUCCCCUGGUCCAGUUCAACCUUCUCCACUCCAAGUUCCAUCUGUGCUCUGUGCCGACUCGUGCCCUGCUGCUGUCAGCAUACAUCAAGUUUAUCAACCUGUUCCCAGAGACCAAGGCUACCAUCCAAGAGGUGCUGCGCUGCGACAGCCAGAUCCGCAAUUCGGAUGUGGAGUUGCAGCAGCGUGCUGUAGAGUAUCUCAAGCUCUCGUCCAUCGCUAGUACCGAUGUUCUGGCCACUGUCCUGGAGGAGAUGCCUCCCUUCCCAGAGAGGGAGUCGUCAAUCCUGGCUAAGUUGAAGAAGAAGAAGGGGCCCGGUGCUGUGUCUGUGACAGAGCUGGAAGACAGCAAAAGGGAGGGCGGGGAGUUAAAUGGAGGGGGCGACCGGGGGCCAGACACAGCAGCAAUGGCUGCCUCCAAUGCUUCCACCCCAUCACCAUCAGCAGACCUUCUCGGGAUUCGUUCUGCUGCUCCCGCCAGUGCUGCCCCAACCAGUGCUGGCAGCCUAUUGGUGGAUGUGUUCUCUGAGGCAGGUCCUGCCGCUCCUUCUGCUGCUGUGAACGACGACGGCUUCCUAAGAGAGCUGGAACAGCCCACCGAGACCUCUGACUCCCUAUUGGUGGAGGGUUCUGGUGACUCGGACUCUGCUCCUCCCUCUGAGGAUCCUGCUCCUCCCCUGUCUGAGGCAGACGAACUUCUUAACAAGUUUGUGUGCAAGAACAACGGGGUUCUGUUUGAGAAUCAGCUGCUGCAGAUUGGCAUCAAGUCAGAGUAUCGUCAGAAUCUGGGGAGAAUGUACUUAUUUUACGGUAACAAGACGUCAGUGCAGUUUGCCAGCUUCACCACCACAGUCAGCUGUCCUGGAGAGCUGCAGACUCAGCUCAACGUUCAGACCAAACCAGUGGAACCACUGGUAGAGGGUGGAGCCCAAAUCCAACAGGUCCUCAACAUAGAGUGUCUGACUGACUUCUCUGAUGCCCCGCUGCUUAACAUCAAAUUCAGAUAUGGUGGAGCGCUGCAGAAUCUGACCCUGAAGCUGCCUGUCACUAUCAACAAGUUCUUCCAGCCAACUGAGAUGUCCUCACAUGACUUCUUCCAGCGCUGGAAACAGCUUAGCCAGCCUCAGCAAGAAGCCCAAAAGAUAUUCAAGGCUAACCACAGCAUGGACACUGAAGUACUUAAGGCUAAGCUACUGGGACUAGGAACGGCCCUGCUGGACAACGUCGAUCCAAACCCAGAGAACUACGUGUGUGCUGGAGUGAUCCAGACUAAAGGCCAGCAGGUCGGCUGUCUGCUAAGACUGGAGCCAAAUGCCCAGGCACAGAUGUACCGGCUGACUCUCCGCUGCAGCAAGGACUCUGUGUCCAGGCGUCUCUGCGAGUUGCUGGCCCAACAGUUCUAGAGUCCAGACCUCUACCGUAACCAGUACUCCCACCAUCCCCACCAGCGACCUCUCCCUCAAGCCCUUCUGCCACACCUCUCCUCCCUCCAACAGAGAAUCUUUGACUAAAAAAAGGUGUAAUCUACAUAAGGGAAAAAGCAGCCACUGCGAACAGCAGCGGUGAUAUUCUUGUCAUUCUUAUUGUCCCAGAUUUAGAUUCCAAUUCAUCUUCUACGUGUUUAUUAACAUGAUGCUACAUUCUUGUUUUUGUUGGUGUUUACCUGUGUAGCUGGUGCCUGCAUGGCCUGGUGUGUGUGUGUGUGUGUGUGUGUGUGUGUGUGUGUGUGUGUGUGUGUGUGUGUGUGUGUGUGUGUGUGUGUGUGUGUGUCCCAGUCCCAUGGUUGUGCUGGGGUCCCAUUCUGCUCCAUCCUGACUGUUCCAUAGUACUGUUGGUGUGUGUGUGUGUGAGAGAGAUAGAGAGGGAGAGAGAGGCUUAUUUUGGAUUGGAAUAGCAAUGGGUGACACUGUUUAUUACACACAUACCCUGAUACACACACAUACACACAUUGGUAUAAGGCCUCCGUGAUUUUUUGUGGUUCUGGUGGGAUCCACAAAUGAAGUGAGACCUGAGGGUCCAGAACUCUGAUCUCUGCCUCUUCUGCCUGCUCAUUUCCGUCUACCAUUCCCAGUCAAAAUGCACUUAAGGCCCUUGGAUCUUCUUUGAGACCCUCCAGCAUGAGCCACCUUACGUUCCCCCCUGAAUGACCUGAUUCCUCGCCUGAAGCCCUGUAAGGAGUAGCCUUUCAUCUCAAACAGCUAGUCCACUCGUUUAUAUUUUGAUGUGUAUGUAAAUAUGUGCCAGUGUAUUCUUUAUUGCUUUCUGAGACAUUCCCAUCAUGCUUGUGUAGAGCGCCAGUGACUAACCCAAGCCAUUCAAGUAGAGGGAUAGCACAGAAUGGACACUAUGUAGGUGAUGGGUACAGGGAUGAGACUUACAGUGUUAAAACAGUCUUUUAGAUCUUGGAGUCGGUCUCAUCCAGUGCCUGGGAGACGUUUCCAGGUGCUUGUCAUUGAAAAGCUUAAGGCAGUGUCUGUUAGAUGCUCUUUAUUGGAGGUGAGGAAGUUUAUCAGAUGUACUCUUUGCAAGCCAACCGCAUAGUUCUUCAUCACUGUGGUCUUCUCAUGUAAAACUCUUUUUGAAAACACAUCUGAUAAAACAUAAAUCUAACCUUUGUGCGGCCCAUCUUAGGAAGUUUACAAGUUUAUCAUGUUCAACGGUGGAAUAUGUUUUUUUAUUGUAAAUGUUUUCAAGCAGCAUGCUUUAGUUUGACAAGAGAGAAGAAUUCACUGCUGAUGACUCACUGGUUAUUUGGCCAAAGGGUCAAAGGGAUAGUUCAGAUUUUGCCCCCAGUUUGGAGAAGAAGGCUGGAGUCCAACACCAAAGCUAAGCAAUGUACUGCUGCGGAGGGUUCAGCAACAAAACAUAUUUUAGCCACCAAAAAAAGCAAUAUCAGUUUGAGUGUAUGCUUUAUCUAGAAUAAUUUUACUGUUUUUCCUCUAUGUCAGGGAGGGAUUUCCAACGGGAAAAUGAAGAUAAUAUAUUGCUCUCUUCAAAGCCAGACUCCAUUGGAAAAAAAAGAGGGAUUAACAUUGCUGAACACAGGAGCUGCUGGUCUACCACUGCCUCAAACUGUUAUUUUCUUUGUGAUACUGUGUGAAUUUGGUGUUUUAAAGAGUUACUUCAGAUUCACCAAAGUCACACAGUAACACUUAAAACAGUAAAUUACUGUUUUCUCAGUGGAGUCUGGUAGCUUUCACAAGAGUAUAGAUGAGUAACUGAAGCUGUUAAUGGCUUCCCUAUCAGAACAGCCUGUCUGAUGGAAAGGUAAAUAGGUGAAAAUUCUAAAUAUAGUGUCGCUAAAUCUGAUAUUGAUUUUUCUAUGUGGCUAAAAUAGGUUUUGUUGCUGGCCCCUCCACAGCUGUACAUUGCUGAGCUUCCAUGUCAGACUCCAGCCUGCUUCUCCAAACUGGAUGACUGUAUCUCAGAGCCAUCAUGGCUCCACAGGACCCUGGGACUGGUUUGGGCUGCUGCUUUGCUGUCUGUAUGUGUCAAAUUGAUUUUCUUGAUGAAGAAGCGCACUGCCUGAUCUAUGAUUAGAACAUAGCACUGAUAGAUGCACCAUAAUCACUUGAAGGAUAUAAGUGUUUUGUAGUCAGGCAGUUAUGCUCUGAACAGAUGGUGCUGCAGCAGCUAAAUCCAGAACCAACAUAUAUCUGAGCUAGUUCCAUCCCAGUCUGGACACACAUCAGUCUAAUAUAUGUAUGUAUACGGUCUUGUUCCUGCUUCUACAGCCAAGCAUUUUAAGAGUAGAUCAAUGCCAACAAAUCAAAUGUGUACACAACCACUACAGUAAAUAUUUAGAGAACACAGAGAUGUUCAGUAACCUCAAAAUGUUUGGAUUUGUGCGUCCACAGCUUUCUCAUGCUUUCCAGGUUUCCUCUCACGCACAAGCACUGAUAUUGUGGGAGAGGACAGGAUGUAAGACACCCAGAUGUCCAUUACAACUACAGGGGACUCAGUGUAUAUGUGUGUGUGAAUGUGAGUGUGGCUGUAAGCAGGUUUAAAAAAAAAGAAAGAAAAAAAAAGAAAAAAGCUUAAAGGCAUUUCUUAUACAUCGUCACAUUACAUUCUGUGGCUGCACGGCAAUCACAGGACAUUGAACUUUGUAGUGGAAAAUGUAGUCAUUUUGUCAUUCUGUGAGUGUGUGUGUGUGUGUAUGCAGUAUCCACUAGCUAAUGCAGCCUCAUGUAUCGGUGUUAAGAACCUGUCAAAUACCUGUGUUAGAAUUAAGAUUUACUCUGUAAUGAAGAAAUGUGAAAGUAAAACUAUGCCAUAUAUCCGA
Molecule: messenger RNA, 6596 nt
Organism: Epinephelus moara (kelp grouper)
Lineage: Eukaryota; Metazoa; Chordata; Actinopteri; Perciformes; Serranidae
Gene: ap2a1
Product: adaptor related protein complex 2 subunit alpha 1
Exons: 22
Coding region: 763-3714 (983 amino acids)
Biological process (GO): clathrin-dependent endocytosis; intracellular protein transport
Cellular component (GO): membrane coat; AP-2 adaptor complex
Molecular function (GO): clathrin-cargo adaptor activity
Source: RefSeq, a predicted model, not a curated record